CGGAGCCGCGGUGUUCGGGCUCGGUGACACCGCUGGCCUGCUGCCUUACAUGGGCAAACUUGUGAACUGACUGAGACGGCUGGAAUUUCAGAGCGUGACGUCACUGCCUACAACUCUCCCAGAAUUGGGAUCAAGAAGUUUCACUUUUUUUGGUGGGAUUUGAACCUCUGUUAUAUUUCCUAGAAAGCGAGAUUUCAACAUACAGUGAAGGACAUCGCUUCAACAAUCUCCCAGAAAUCCCAGAAAUCCAGAGAGGAGGAAAGGUGUCUGAUCCUGUAGCCCCCACCGUCACGUAGUGUUAAAAUUUGGAACCAUGUGGAAUCCAGCGAACAGUAACGACCAGACAGGACAAGUGGCUGCCAGGAUGGAGACUACUCCGUCUUUGGGUAGUGCGAGCAUUUCUAUCUCGCAGCAGCAGGCACCCAAGAAAUUUGCCCCUGUGGUCGCACCCAAGCCCAAGUUCAACCCUUACAAACAGAUGGGAGAACCCUUCCACUCUGACAGUGCAGCGGACUACCCUCCCCCUCCACCACCUGCGGAAGACUCAACCGGUUUCCCACCAUCCUCUGGUUCCUUCCUUUCUCCACCGAUGAACUCAUAUGAUUAUCAGAUGAAAGGACCAGAGAAGACCCUGGAGGAGAGACGCUCCAGUCUGGAUGCUGAGAUCGACUCCCUCACCAGCAUCCUGGAAGACCUGGAGAGCAGCUCGCCCUACAAACCACGGAUACCAACACAAAAUUCUGGAUCCUCAGCAGCCUCCACCCCCAAUGCUCCAGUGACUGGGUACAAGCGUAUGGUCAUUCCAACCCAGCCACCUCUGACUGCCACUAAGAAGUCUACGCCCAAACCUCAGGCUCCUGGGGGAGUCUCAUCCAUCCCCCCGUCCUCUGUAAGUCCGGUGGCCAAGCCUCAAAGCCACAUAGCCCCCCAGCCUGUCCCAGCUUCUUACGCUACAGCCUCAACCCCAAGCCAGCCCACCUUCAAUGUCCAGGUGAGGUCGGCCCAGCCUGGUCCACAGCAUCAAGCCCCAGGUGGGCACCAUUUUGGCCAGCAGCCCAUUCGCAGCCCUGCACAGGUGCAGUACAUGCCUGCCCAGCCCAAAGGUCCCGACUUUGCCUAUGGGCCACCACAACCUGGCUUCUCCCCGAUGUCUCAGGGUGCAUAUCAAGAACAGCACCAUCCAGGAGUACCACAAGUAGGUGGCUUAAGCUCCAGGAGACCUGAGCUGGCCCCCGCCCAAACAUACCAACCUCCAGGCCCCAAGAAGACCUACAUUACAGAUGUACCACCAAGCUUGGCUCCCUACACCUCUGGCCCAGCUGUUCCACCAAAGGGCAGUGCACCCAUCGCCCACCCUGAAGACGAGCUGGAGCGCCUGACCAAGAAGAUGCUGUUUGACAUGGAUAACCCGCCAUCUGAGGAAUAUUUUGGGCGCUGUGCCAGCUGUGGAGAGAACGUUGUGGGUGAAGGCACCGGCUGCACUGCCAUGGACCAGGUCUUCCAUGUCGACUGCUUUGUCUGCAUGACCUGCAGCACCAAGCUGCGUGGCAAGCCUUUCUUCGCUGUGGAGAAGAAGGCGUACUGUGAGCCUUGCUAUAUUAACACCCUUGAGACCUGCACCAUCUGCAGUAAGCCCAUCAUGGAGCGCAUCCUGCGGGCUACAGGGAAAGCCUACCACCCUCACUGCUUCACCUGCGUGGUGUGCCACCGCAGCCUAGACGGCAUCCCUUUCACCGUGGACGCUUCCAACCACAUCCACUGCAUCGAGGACUUUCACAAGAAGUUUGCUCCCCGCUGCUGUGUGUGCUCUGAGCCUAUAAUGCCAGCGCCGGGCCAGGAGGAGACCGUCCGUAUUGUGGCCCUGGACCGCGACUUCCACGUGCAGUGUUACCGUUGUGAGGACUGUGGCUCUCUGCUCUCAGAGGGGGAUAACCAGGGCUGCUACCCUCUGGACGGACACGUCCUCUGCAAAAACUGUAACACCAGUCGCAUCCAGGCCCUCACCGCCAAGGCCACAACUGACCUCUGAGCAAGGCCGGUCACCUCCACUGUGAUAACCCAGCGCUCUCUCUCU
Molecule: messenger RNA, 2074 nt
Organism: Morone saxatilis (striped sea-bass)
Lineage: Eukaryota; Metazoa; Chordata; Actinopteri; Moronidae
Gene: lpp
Product: LIM domain containing preferred translocation partner in lipoma
Exons: 12
Coding region: 314-2029 (571 amino acids)
Biological process (GO): cell-cell adhesion
Cellular component (GO): stress fiber; focal adhesion
Source: RefSeq, a predicted model, not a curated record